CGAGUCCCCAUCCCCAAGCCUCGAAAGUCUAAACCCCCUCCCCUCUCUCGUCUCCGCCUCCGCCGCAAAUCCACCCCACCCCACCCCACCGGAGAGAGGGAGAGGCCAUCAUGGCGGACACCGCCGCCGCCGCCGCCUCGGGGCAGGCGUCGUCAGAAGCACCGGCCCCGCUGCCUCCCCCUCCCCAUCAUUGCAAUUACAAAAACCUAUUGCAAGAGCUUCUUCAACAGGCAAAUAAGAGGUUGCCAAUCUACUCUACCAAGUGUAAGGGUGAACACCAUCAACCUAAGUUCAAAUCCACUGUCACAGUGGAGGAUGAGCAGUUUUCAUCCGCUUCUUGUCAUAGACGCGUCAAGGAUGCUGAGAAGGAUGCUGCUAAAGUAGCCUAUGAUAUCUUGGUUAAAAGAAAAGAGAGUGAUGAUGUUAAUGUUACAGAUGUGUUUAGGCUCAUUGAUCAGGAUGUAGUUUUCAGCAAAUCAAUUCUUCAUGAAUUUGCUAUUAAGACAAAAGCAGCACAGCCUUCUUACUCUGUAUUGAAGAAAGAAGAGUUAAGCCCCGUGACUCCAUAUGUGGCAUCUGUGUCAUUUGCUGGGAGUACUUAUACUGGUGGAGCUUCAAGAAGCAAGAAGGACGCAGAGCAGAAGGCAGCUCGUGCUGCUGUCAAGUCAAUUUUAGCUACAAAGAAUGCCUGCAUGGCGCAAAUUAUUAGAUCGAAGGAAAAUCUCAUCACUACAAACACACCUUCUGUGUACAAGGAAGAAAGAGGAGCUGCUAAUCAGGAAAUCAACAGUAAUCCAACAAACAAGGGACUUCCUUUUGUUCCUAUAAUAUUCACAGCCCCAGUUAUUUAUGAAUCUUAUGGUGGACCGGGUGACAUAGUUCCUGUGUCACAACCUAUAUCUUCCUCUCCUGUUGCUGUUCAGGAACACAAUAUCAUGCCAGCAGCUGAUCCAGCUUCCAACCCAUCUGCACAAGCUGUGCAUGUAUCAAAGAAACACAAGAAUAACAGAAUCAGCGAACCAGGGCCCAAGGAAGAAAGGGUUGCACAGUAGCAUCUUGCCCUUUACAAUAUGAGGACUUGGAUUUCAUCUUUGCUGGAGGUUGACAGGCUUGGAGACAACAUGGUGCUGCGUAGUGACAUUUGGUGCACCUGCUGAUCAUCAGUAUAAUGGGUGUUGAAAUGCAAUUAGGUUGGAGUCUGUUCCUUCUGUAAUUAGAUCAACAAUGUCGGUCAUGCCAUACUGGCCGAACAAAAUUGUAGCAAUGCCUUGAAGUGCUCCAUCCGUGCUAGGAACUCAAAAUUCUGCGACUUGCUGGUAGUUUAUGGUUAUCCCAACUCAUGCAAAUUAAAAAGAUCUGUUCCGAGUUAGGAGGAUUACCAAAUGAUUCUUUUAUUCUUGUAUGCUUUGAGAAUCGUGAUGGAUUAUCCUAAUGGUUUGGCUAGCACAUUCUUGUGCAGCAAUUUUUAUGAA
This is a messenger RNA of Oryza brachyantha (malo sina), 1472 nucleotides long. RefSeq names its product double-stranded RNA-binding protein 4-like. The transcript is spliced from 6 exons. The record is from RefSeq and is a predicted model, not a curated record. NCBI's taxonomy places the organism in Eukaryota, Viridiplantae, Streptophyta, Magnoliopsida, Poales, Poaceae. Bases 111 to 1052 code for a protein of 313 amino acids.